AUGCCCCCCAAGAAGGUCACCCGCGCUCCCCAGGAGAACAUCUCCCUCGGUCCCUCCGUCCGCGAUGGCGAGCUCGUCUUUGGCGUUGCCCGUAUCUUCGCUUCCUUCAACGACACCUUCGUCCACAUCACUGAUCUCAGUGGUCGCGAAACCAUCACCCGUGUCACCGGUGGCAUGAAGGUCAAGGCCGACCGUGACGAGUCCUCCCCCUACGCCGCCAUGUUGGCCGCCCAGGACGUCGCCACUCGCUGCAAGGAGCUCGGCAUCAACGCCCUGCACAUUAAGAUCCGCGCCACCGGCGGCAACGCGACCAAGACCCCCGGCCCCGGUGCCCAGUCCGCCCUCCGCGCCCUCGCCCGUGCCGGCAUGAAGAUUGGCCGUAUCGAGGACGUCACCCCUACCCCCUCCGACUCUACCCGCAGAAAGGGUGGUCGCCGUGGUCGUCGUCUCUAG
Akanthomyces muscarius is the source of this 453-nucleotide messenger RNA. RefSeq lists its product as uncharacterized. Lineage: Eukaryota; Fungi; Ascomycota; Sordariomycetes; Hypocreales; Cordycipitaceae. The transcript has 3 exons. The coding region runs from base 1 to 453 and encodes 150 amino acids. The record is from RefSeq and is a predicted model, not a curated record. Gene Ontology annotation, biological process: ribosomal small subunit assembly; translation; maturation of SSU-rRNA from tricistronic rRNA transcript (SSU-rRNA, 5.8S rRNA, LSU-rRNA). Gene Ontology annotation, molecular function: structural constituent of ribosome; mRNA 5'-UTR binding; small ribosomal subunit rRNA binding. Gene Ontology annotation, cellular component: cytosolic small ribosomal subunit; ribosome.